This is a messenger RNA of Cyphellophora europaea CBS 101466, 753 nucleotides long. RefSeq lists its product as uncharacterized. NCBI's taxonomy places the organism in Eukaryota, Fungi, Ascomycota, Eurotiomycetes, Chaetothyriales, Cyphellophoraceae. The record is from RefSeq and is a predicted model, not a curated record. The coding region runs from base 1 to 753 and encodes 250 amino acids. Gene Ontology annotation, cellular component: mitochondrial small ribosomal subunit; ribosome. Gene Ontology annotation, biological process: translation; mitochondrial translational initiation. Gene Ontology annotation, molecular function: structural constituent of ribosome. The transcript has a single exon.
AUGCACUCGAGGUCAUACAAUUACAUCUUCACGGCGGUGACUCGGGCGGACACUGCGAUGCUGGCUCCUGGAGCUCACGCGGAGUCGUUCGAUCCUCUGCUCAAGUCGUUGCAGAAGGAGGUACAGCCAAUACUCAGCAUGCACUUUGGGACUACAGACCUCGCGCAGAUUGUUGGCGACAUGGACAAGCAAGCGCCAACACCAACGCCGGCAGCUGCUCAGCAACAACGUCCAAGUAUUGCCGAACUGGCAGACCGAGCGCUCGAUGGCAUCAUGGGCCCCCCUGCUGGCAGGCCUCACAGUACUGUCACAGAUGCGGAGACCAACAGCAAAAGGUUCAGCGGGAUGGACCAGAUGAAUGCAAGACGGGAACAACGACAGAAGUCGGCCCACUGGCUGAACACAAUUCUUCCCGACCCCGAUCCUAAGCUAACGACGAGUUUUCAGCGUGCCGACUAUGGAUACACGCAGUAUCAGCGGCAGAAAGAACAUGGGCCAGUGUUGCGGCUCAGUCCAUCCAUUGGCAAGACCGAAGUGGUAGGUGGAAGUGUCGAUGUGACCAGGGCUUUCCAGAGGAUGGAGUCCAAUGUUCGACAGAACCGAGUCAAGAUUGACACGCAACGCCAGCGGUUCCAUGUGCGCAGAGGCCAGCUCAAAAAGAAUCUACGGAUCGAGCGAUGGCGCAAGCUGUUCAAAGAGGGCUUCAUUGCGGAGUGCGCUCGAGUCAGGAAGAUGAGAAAACAGGGCUGGUAA